GCACGCUUGAAGGGUGUAGGUGCACGCGCUCUGACUGGGAGGCGCCCUGGUGUUAGGGUCUGCGAGCGGAGGAAAUAUAUUAAUCUUUGGAAGGAACUUUAAAUGUCUUCAGAGGACAAAGAAGCUCAAGAGGACGAGCUUCUUGCUUUGGCAAGUAUUUAUGAUGAAGAUGAGUUCAAGAAAGCAGAGUCUGUACAGGGAGGAGAAAUUAGAGUCUCUGUGGACCUGCCACAAAACUUUGAUAUAUUUGUGACUGGCAGUCCUUUAGAGAAUCUUCAGAAUGGCAAAUUCGAAUGCACAGUUUCCUUCUUGCCUCCAGUUGUUCUGAAUUUUGAAUUCCCAGUAGACUAUCCAUCAACCUCACCACCUUUAUUCACUCUCAGUAACAAAUGGCUCUCCCGAGCACAGCUCACUGCACUUUGCAAGCACUUAGACAACUUAUGGGAAGAGAACAGAGGCUGUGUGGUCUUGUUUGCCUGGAUGCAGUUUCUCAAGGAAGAAACACUUGGGUUUCUGAACAUUACCUCCCCAUAUGAGCCAAAGAUAUGCAAACAAGAACAAAAGCAAAACAGAAUACAUAAAGAAGAAGCUUGCUGUGCCAUAGCAAGUGCUGCAGCAGCACAGGAAGAAACCCUUGAUCCAAGAGCUAUACAAGAUGUUGAGUCUCAGUCCAACCUGAUUAGAGAAAUAAUAGAUUUUGAUCAGGCCCGAAGAGAAAAGUGCUUUAAUAGUAAAAUGUACUUAUGCAAUAUCUGCUUUUCCGAAAAGCUGGGAAGUGAAUGUAUGCACUUCAUGGACUGCAGCCAUGUGUAUUGCAAAGCCUGCCUAAAGGACUACUUUGAAAUUCAGAUUAGAGAUGGGCAGGUCCAUUGCCUGAAUUGUCCAGGAUUGGAAUGUUCUUCUGUUGCUACUCCAGGGCAGGUGAAAGAGCUAGUUGGAGAGCAGCUAUUUGCCCGUUAUGACCGCCUACUGCUUCAGUCCAGCUUGGAUUUGAUGGCAGAUGUGGUGAAUUGCCCACGCCCCUGUUGCCAAACGCCAGUGAUGCAGGAACCAUGCUGUAGCAUGGCCAUCUGUUCCAGGUGCAAUUAUGCCUUCUGUAUCCUGUGUAAGAAGACUUAUCAUGGUGUCUCUCCAUGUAAAGUCACUGUAGAUAAAUUAAUAGAUUUGGAGAAUGACUACCUUGAAGCGGAUGAGGCUACAAGAAAGUUUCUAGAGCAACGCUAUGGGCAAAGGGUGAUUCAAAAGGCACUGGAGGAAAAGGGAAGUAGAGAAUGGCUGGAAAAGAAUUCCAAAGGAUGUCCCUCCUGUGGCACUCCUAUACAGAAGUUUGAUGGCUGUAACAAAAUGACAUGCACUGGCUGCAUGCAGCACUUCUGUUGGAUUUGUAUGAGAUCUCUGUCAAAGGCAAAUCCAUAUGGACAUUUUAAUGAUCCAAACUCCCCAUGUUUUGACCGGUUAUUUCAAAAUGAUGCUGACUUCGAGGAUGAGGACUAGCUCAUCAUCCCAGUGUCAAAAGCUGAAGAAAACAAC
Gekko japonicus is the source of this 1530-nucleotide messenger RNA. RefSeq names its product ring finger protein 14 (gene RNF14). Gene Ontology annotation, biological process: ubiquitin-dependent protein catabolic process; positive regulation of proteasomal ubiquitin-dependent protein catabolic process; protein polyubiquitination. The record is from RefSeq and is a predicted model, not a curated record. Gene Ontology annotation, molecular function: ubiquitin conjugating enzyme binding; zinc ion binding; ubiquitin protein ligase activity. Lineage: Eukaryota; Metazoa; Chordata; Lepidosauria; Squamata; Gekkonidae. The transcript has 8 exons. The coding region runs from base 103 to 1494 and encodes 463 amino acids. Gene Ontology annotation, cellular component: cytoplasm; ubiquitin ligase complex.